UUCUGCUCUGGGAGUGUUUCUCAUUUAAACAAACACGAGCCUGUCGAAGAUGGCGGAGAGUUUGUAGAGGCGUAAAAGAAACUGCUCUGCUCAAUGAAAGCGUCGAAGCCGGAGAUGUUGAGAAACUGAAGUGAUGCUAGAACCUGAAUGGAGCUUGACUGCGGUUUGAACUGGCCAAGGAUGUGAGGCUGGCUGAAGGCUGAUGUCAUCUUUCUCCACUGCUGCAGAGGUGCUGAUAUGUGCUGAAGAUGAGUGGCGUAGGAGACAACUUGUUGGAGCCACUGUGCUCCGACCGCAAACGUAAACUGUCCACCUGUGACACACCAGGCUUAGGGUGUGACAAGCGUCGGAGGGAGCAGGAGAGCAAGUACAUCGAGGAGCUGGCUGAGCUCAUCUCUGCCAACCUCUCUAACAUCGACAGCUUCAAUGUCAAGCCUGACAAAUGUGCCAUCCUCAAGGAGACCGUGAGACAGAUUAGACAAAUCAAAGAGCAAGGAAAGAGCUCUUGCAGUGAUGAUGAUGUCCAGAAGGCGGAUGUGUCCUCCACUGGUCAAGGGGUCAUUGACAAGGACCAUCUGGGGCCGCUGCUCUUACAGGCCCUGGAUGGCUUUCUGUUUGUGGUGAACCGAGAGGGCAGCAUUGUAUUUGUGUCAGACAACGUGACCCAGUACCUGCAGUACAGGCAGGAGGAGCUGAUCAACACCAGUGUGUACAACAUCAUCCAUGAUGAGGACAGAGAGGAGUUUCACAAGAAUCUACCCAAGUCCAGUGCACCAAAUGGGGCGUCAUGGGGAGCAGAGGCACCCCGGCAAAAGAGUCACACCUUCAAUUGUCGCAUGCUUGUGAACUUUGUUCAUGGUCAGAGUCAUUCGUUGCCAGAAGAGAGGGCUGGAGGCCAACGCUAUGAGACCAUGCAGUGUUUUGCCCUCACUCAGCCUCGGGCUAUGAUGGAGGAGGGAGAAGAUUUGCAGUCAUGUAUGAUCUGUGUGGCGCGACGUAUCACUGCAGUAGAGAGGACGGAGAGGUUUAGCACUCGCCAUGAACUGUCAGGCAAACUGAUUGAAAUUGAACAGCAGAGCUCUCUUCACACUACUAUGCGCCCAGGCAGGGAAGACCUGAUGAGGCGCUGUAUGCAGAUGUUCCUACAACGCAGCGAGGGACAACCCUGGUACUACAAACGCCACUAUCAAGAUGCUUUUCAUAAUGGCCAUGCAGAGACCCCACUCUACCGCUUCUCUCUCUCUGAUGGCACCCUAGUCACAGCCCAGACCAGGAGUGACCUCUGCAGGAAUCCCAACACCAAUGAACCACAGUCUUUCCUGUCUACACACUUGCUACAAAGGGAGCAAAAUGUUUAUAGUGGAAACCAGGGAGGAGGCAUGCGGCCUCAAAGCAUGGGUGUGAGCAAUCCCAACCAACAGAUGAACAUGGGGAUGAACAGGGGCUACAACAUGGCUGAACAGGGCAACAUGACACAAAGAGGAGCCCCUCCAUACACCGGAGCCAACCGCAUGAAUCCCAUGAACCAGAUGAAUCAAAUGAAUCCCCUGAGUCAGAUGAAUUCCAUGCAUCAGAUGAAUCAAAUGAAUUCCAUGCAUCAGAUGAGUAACAUGGGCCAAAUGAAUCAGAUGAAUCACAUGACUUCCAUGCAUCCAAUGAACUCUCCCAUGAACUCAAUGAACCAAAUGGGGCCCAUGAACCAGAUGGGCCACCAUGGCAUGCAUCAGCAGCAGCACCAACAUCAGCAAAUGGGUCAGUUCCAUGGAGGUGGAGGUGGACCUGGAGUUGGAGGGUAUGGGAUGGGAAUGACCAGUCCCCCCCAGGCUAGUCCAGGGAUUAAUGGCCCCCCACAUAACAUCAUGGGUUCACCCAGAAUCCGAAGAAGUCCGAAGACCGGUGCCAGCCCCUUCUCUCCCGGAGGUAUGAACUCUCCCAUGAGCUCCAGUCACCCCGGUAACUCUGCAGGUGGAGGUGCCACCUUCUCCAGCAGUUCCUUGAAUGCCCUCCAAGCCAUUAGUGAGGGAGUGGGAAAUCCGAUGCCCUCCCCACUCAUGUCACCUCCCACUCACAAGCCUGACAGCUCCCCAAGCAUCAAUUCCACCAAUCAGGCAGUAGUGGGACCUUGUAAACCAGGCCUCCCAGCCUACUCUGACUCAAAGAGUCCAGGAAACUCACUGGGGGCUGGGGGAGAACAGCAGCCUCAGCAGCACCCGCACACUCCAACCAGCGAGGGCCCUCCUGACAAGCCAGACAGCCAGGCCAGCAGAGAGGUGGGUACAGCUAGUGGAGAAUCCAACCGACGUGUCUCUGACAACAAGUGCCACAAAAAGCUUCUGCAGCUCCUCACCUCCCCUACAGAUGAGCUGGUGCCACCUAAUCACACGCCGAGCUCCAGACCCGGUUCCACACCUGAGGCUAAAGAUGGAACAGGGUCCGUCACCAGCCCAUCUUCCUCAACGGGAGUGUCGUCGUCUACAGGCGGGAAUCACAGCAGUGUGUCCUCUGGUGGAACAGGACAUUUAACAAAUCAGUCACUGCAGGAGAAGCACAAGAUCCUCCACAAGCUCCUGCAGAAUGGGAACACUCCUGAUGAAGUGGCUCGCAUCACAGCUGAGGCCACUGGGAAGAACGUCUUGGAUUCAGGGCCAGCAGAGCCUGGGCCUGCAGCCCUUGGUGGUGUUAGGGGAUCAGAAUCAAAGCAGGAGCAGCACAGCCCAAAGAAGGAGAAGCACCAUGCUCUCCUUCACUACCUCCUCAAUAAGGAUGAUUCUAAUGAAAGUGGUGACAUGAAGCCAAAGCUGGAAGAGCUGGAGGGGAGAGGAGCUCAUCUGUCACGAGUCAACAGCUCUGACCUUCACAGCAUGGAUGGGAAGGUCAAGUUGGAGCCAUCUGAUGAGAGAGAGACCCUGGAGUCAAUUCUUAGCGUCUCAAGGAACAACUCUGGUUUCUACGCUGAACCAGACUCCAGAGCAGGGAAGGAAGUGGUAAACAAACCAGGAAAUAUGCCUGAUGGUUUACACGAUGGGGAGAGAGGCCCCAUGCCUUCAGUUCAGCGUGGUGCCUUUCAGAGAGCCUUGUCCAUGGAUGCCAAGCCCAUGGGUGGUGAGGGAGCAGUAGGGGCCGGGCUGGCUGUGAGAAGGAAUGUCCCAUGCCCCACGCUGGUCAACCAGGAGAACAUGGAUGCUCCAAUCCGACCUGGGGCUGUGCCCAGUGGCUUUCCUGGAAGCAUGGGUGUGUGUCUACCACGAGGAGGUAUGGGCAGAGGAAUAGGAAUGCCCCAGUGCUCUCCCAUGGCAGGGCCAGGGGAGUGGGGGAUGCACAAAUCCAGCAUCAGUCCUGUUGGUGGACCGGGACACCCAGGCAUGGGUCGCUCUGGCCCAAUGGGAGGACCUAUGAUUAGCCGCUCCAACAGUGUCCCUGGAAACACCAGGUCUAUGCUGCAGCAGCAACUGAUGGAUAUGGGUCCCAGUGAAGUCAGUAUGAGCCCGUUUGGUGGACAUGGACCCCCACCUCAGUCCCCCUCCUGGCCAGACUCUGCCAUGGGAAUGGACAGACCACAGAAUAACUCAACCAGGGACCAGUUUGCACAUCCCCUGGAUGAGCUACUGGGACCCCUGGCCAACAGUGAGGGCCCCAGUGAUGAACGGGCACUCCUGGACCAGUUGGACUCUCUGCUCAACACCGCCGAUGUCAUUGCCCUGCAGGAAAUUGACAGAGCCUUAGGCAUCCCUGAAAUAGUAGGCCAGACUCAGGGACCUGAAGGUCACCAGCAGGGUCAGGACCAAGGCCUGGGUCAGUGCCGGCCAUCAGAGACUUUCCCAGGACAUGAUUCCUCUAUAGGCAUGGACCAAAAACCCAUGUAUGGCCAGGGCUACCCCGGGCCCCCAGGGCCCCCCUCCAUUGGCAUUCAGCCUGGUUAUGGUGGACACGGGAUGCAAGGCCAGACUCCCGGAGGCUUCAACCCCAUGAUGAAUCAGAUGGGUCAAACAGGGGGCUUCCCAGGCAUGGGGGCUAUGGGCAACCCCCGUGCAAACCUGAUGAGGCCUCGCAUGCUCCCCACUAAACCUCUGCGACUGCAGCUACAACAGAGACUGCAAGGGCAGCAGUUUAUGAACCAGACCCGACAAGGCAUGAAGAUGGAAAAUGCCCCCGCUGGAAACCCUGCCAUGCGUCCAGCCAUGCAACCUGGCAUGCAGCCUGCAGGCAUUGCUGGUCAGCCUGGUUUCCUGAAUGCCCAGAUGAUGGCUCAGCGCAGCAGGGAGAUGGUGACCAUGCAGAUGAGGAGGCAGCGGAUGAUGAUGCUGAUGCAGCAGCAGCAGCAGCAGCAACAGGGGCAGGGGGCAGCAGGAGGUUUCAGUCCUCCCCCUAAUGUCACUGCACCUGGAAGCAUGGACAGCCCCAUGGCAGCUGCCUCGCUGAACCAACCUGGACAGCAGGGCUUCAACUAUGGAGGUAACUAUGGUAUGAGCCAACAGGGGGACCCAUCAUUUAUGUCUCCAGGUAGCAGCUCGCCAGGAAACAUGAUGCAAGGACGAAUGGGAGGUCCUCCUCAGAACACCAUGAUGCCAGGAAUGCAGGGGAAUCCCCAGGGAGGGCCCAUGUACCCAUCUGGAGACCUGAAGGGCUGGCCCCAGGGUGGCAUGCCACGCAACAUUUCAUACCCCCAGCAACAGUUCCCCCAGCAGGGCAACCAAGGCCAGUUUGGACCCAUGAUGAUGAACAAUUCCAUGGGUGGACCUGGGCUGGUCAGUGGGGCCGGUGCAGGACAGAUGAGCCCAAUACCAGGGCAGAUACAAGGUCAGAUGCAGGGCCAAAUGGGCAUGAACACCAUGGGAAUGGGCAGAAUGCCAAUGGGACCUGAUCAGAAGUAUUGUUGAGGACAGCAGAAUCUGGAGCCUGUCAGCUGUGCAGAGCAAUCUGGGCCAGGAAGAGAGCUGGAUUUAGACACACACACACACACACACACACACACACACACACACAGCAGGAGUUCCUCAGCAUAAAACAUGGUGCAGGAGACUCAGCACUGCAUACUGCACAUCCUGGGAGAAGUGGGCAUCAAGGUUCAUCCCCAUCUGAAGCCUCACAUGUUGUAACCCUGUUUAGGUAAUGCAAUGGUAAUGCAAAAAUAUCAGUGUUUGUGUGUUUGUGUGUCUUCACUCGAGCUGCUUGGCACAACCAGGCUGCAGUAUGGGACUACGGUACAACUGGCUGUGGCUGCACUUUACCAGGAGGCUUCUGUGUGGAAUAAAGAUUGAUGCAAUAUAUCUUCAUCAUUACAGCCUUACUAGAGAUUCAAUGCCUUCACAACAAUGGGUUUCUGUUUGUUUAAGUUUUGUUUGUUUGUUUGUUUCUUAUCCUCUGGAUGCGCCUCAUUCUUAUGUCAUUGGAAGCUAUAAGCACACAGUUUACUAUGUUAUGCAGAUUGGAGCAAUAACUCACAUCUCUAUGCUUUCGACUGUAACUGAGCAUCUUUACUCCUGUUAUAAGCAAAAUGGUACUGCAGUAUUAGAUGUAUCAAAUGUCCUCUGUGAAUAUAAAUUGUAAAUAUUCUACAAAAUAUAUCAAACCUGCUUUUUAAAGGCCCAUUAUUGCACAGCAUAUGAGACCAGGUUGUAUUUUUUUGUCCCAUAGGUCAAUACUGAUUUGGUUAAUUUGCUUUUUUUUAUGCCUUUGCAAAUAUUGCAGGCAUGUUUGGGUUUUCCUUCUUCUGUCAUUGUCUGAAUUCUGAAUGUUGUUUUUUUUUUUUUUUACUUUUUCAACAAAAAAAAAAGCUAUGUCUUUCAUGUUAAAGUAAGGCACUUUUAACUUGUAAUGAGGAUCCGAUGAGUUGAAGAUGUGAGCUUUCUCACUGUCAGAUGUUUUAUUGGAUGGUGGUGCAAGUGACCUUUACCAGGACAGUCCAUUAUGUCAUGUUGUUAUUUUGUGUGAUCAUGUGUUAGCUGAGCUGUGUGUGUGUUUGCUCGUCUGCAGCACAGUGGAGGACAGAAACACUCUUCAGCUCGCUAACAGGCCUGGUCCUUGCAGUGUUUUCCCCUUCUCAUCAGCUCCGUCAUGUAUUUUUUAUUUACACAUUUUAUUCUUGUUUUAACUGUUAGUCUGAACUUGCCGAAUCUACCUUUUCAACACGCGCAAUCCAAAGAUAUUUUUCCAGUUUUCUGUAUAGUUUCUGAGGUUUCUGGUGUACAUUUUUUUGUGAUAUGCGUUAUGUUAUUCUGGUGGUAAAUGGGUACAUAUCAUGGAUCUGUAAUAGCAUAUGAUGGCCAUGUACUGUAAACAGAAAGGCCACGGGGCUAAUAAGUUGUUCGUCCAUGCGAUGGCGAUCAGCGCAGAAUGAAGAGGACUGGAAACUCUCAACCCCCCACAGCAGAACGUUUAUACACCCAGAAAAACCCACACACACACAAAAGCAUGUCUGCUGUGAAAGAGAAUUACUGAUGGAAUGAAAUCCACUUUUAAGACGACAUAUCAAUAUCUCUUCUAUUUUUCAGGAAACAAUUUCAUUUUAUGUCCAGAUUUUGUUACUUAAGGAAAAAGGAACUUUUUAAAAAGAGUUUGAAAUCCAGAAAGCGGCAAGAGAUCAUUUGGUUUGAUUUUCUGUGGAGGUAAGAUAAGCUUUCAUUUUGCGGGAUGUAUAUCACAGUUUUUUUUUUUUUUCUUCUGAUGAUGUUGAUAUUGAUGUAAAUACAAAUUUCUAUUUAAAUACUCUUGACUCUGGUUCUCUAAUUAUCUGCUCACUGUGGUUAUGAGCAGCGAUGCAACCACAUAAUGUUCUCAGUUCUCAUACUGGUAACUAUCAGCCUGUAUAUUCACUGACAAAAAACAAAAAGAGGGGUGGAGGGCUGCAGUUUUCAUGUUAUUGCAGAAAACUUAUGAAGGAUUCAUUCAUGUCCAUGUUUAAAUUGAAUAUUCUUCUGUCAGAAUAAAAGCUGCAUUGUUUUGAUUUUCUGUGAUGCUCCCUGCUAG
Molecule: messenger RNA, 6966 nt
Organism: Monopterus albus (swamp eel)
Lineage: Eukaryota; Metazoa; Chordata; Actinopteri; Synbranchiformes; Synbranchidae
Gene: ncoa3
Product: nuclear receptor coactivator 3
Exons: 24
Coding region: 249-4877 (1542 amino acids)
Biological process (GO): positive regulation of transcription by RNA polymerase II; cellular response to hormone stimulus
Cellular component (GO): nucleus
Molecular function (GO): nuclear receptor binding; protein dimerization activity
Source: RefSeq, a predicted model, not a curated record